Molecule: messenger RNA, 1884 nt
Organism: Echinococcus granulosus
Lineage: Eukaryota; Metazoa; Platyhelminthes; Cestoda; Cyclophyllidea; Taeniidae
Product: Sin3 histone deacetylase corepressor complex component
Exons: 10
Coding region: 1-1884 (627 amino acids)
Biological process (GO): negative regulation of transcription by RNA polymerase II
Cellular component (GO): Sin3-type complex
Molecular function (GO): histone deacetylase binding
Source: RefSeq, a predicted model, not a curated record
AUGCUAAUCAAACCGGCUAAUCGCUUUAAUUCUCACUCUAAACGUGAGCGUGAAGGUGAUCCUUCAUCUAUUUCACACAAUGAAGGCAAUGACAUGUUUGAUUCCGAAAAGGAAUAUAUUGAGAAAUUAGAGGCUUUUGCAUUGCAGCUAAAGCAGUUGAACGAAAGGACACAUCCAGAAUUCUGCAAGGCUUCCAAAAGGAUAGAAAAUUGGCUUGCAGAUCAGAAACUCCGCAAUCAAAUUCUUCACGAUUACAAAAUAGAUGAAAUUCAUAGCCAAUAUGAACGCGAAAUUCGUACGUGUGAUCGUGACUGUGGAAUUGAAAAGAAGAAGAUUCAGGAAUACCUAGUCGGUUUAUGUGAAGAUUUGAAGCGUCGAUUGGAGCAUGACAAAAAAGGUAUUGAACUGACAACCACAGGUGAUGUUCUCGAAUUAAAACCAACAGUAACUCGCAAGCUGCGGCGUCGGGCACCUGAGAUGCCCUCCUCUGUCGUAGGUUCAGGAAUCGUGAGUAGUGCUAGUGGGAAAUUCGGCUAUUGGGGUGAUUUGCAUUUGUACGCACCCACCUGGUCUGUCGCAAUCUUAAAUACCUCCACCAAGUCCGGCAUAGAACUGCCAUCGAGUCCCUAUCCUACCAGUGGCACAGGACAGGAGACCGUUGAAGAUCCCAUCUACCACGCCGUUGUUCCACCUCCAAGCACGUUUGGUAAUCUAUUCGGUAGCCUGGGCGUCAAUGUGGAAGAUGGGAGUAGUCUCCUGAAUCACUUAAUCGCUUCUAUAAGUGCCUCAAAUGCAGCAGGAAACGGACAUGGCGAUUCUGGUGUCUUAUCCACCUCCGGCGUGCUUUUUACUCAGUCGGCUCUAGCCAGCACCUUUGGAUGCAUUGGCGCUACUGGCCCGAACUCAUCUGCCGUGACGUCGGUUGCUGCUGUCAUUGUUCCUGGACUAACUGGUUUGGCCGGAGCUCAACCGCCAAAACGACGGAAGCAGCAGAACAACCAACCACUAACUCAAUUAAGCCUACUUUUACCUGAAAACGAUAUCUACUCGGAUCUCACACUCAUACACAGGACUUGUGGAAAGCCACCUUUAAGUGGUGGCCUGAAAAAGCACAGUCAUGAGACCAGCGGGGGGACUGGGGCCACAGUACGUGGCGUCACAGGCGCGAGCAGUCCCCUUCCAGCGGGCACUCGUAGCGAGGAUACGCAUUCGAGGCGACGCAGCGAUAACACGGAGAGCGGUCGAAGAGAGCAGCACCAUCGGCACCAUCAUCAUCAUCACGACUCUGGCUCCCGCGAGGGUAGCUCCAAUAGCCCUCUCAUCUGGAUUGACGAUGGUCGUCUUUACAUCGGGCAGUCGUGUUACCAACAGGGAACUCCAGUCUACCUGGAAAGCCACGGAUGCAAUGGCACGGUGGUUGCAGUGGGUGCGCAGGACAUCUCCAUCAAGCGGAGUUCUGACACUGGCAUUAUGCGCAUCACAGUUCAACAGCUCAAACUUGGCCGUUAUGUUCUGGCCCCACUAAAGCCCCAACAACAGACGACGGUUCGCGGACUAGGCCGUCAGUGCAACUUUGUGGUUGCUGCUCUGGUGCAAAAGUAUGCGCGAGGCACCGGAGCUCGUUUGAAAGUGAUUGAACGUAUGUCCAGGUUACGCAGACUGGCUUCCACGGCUCUUACCUCUGAUACGGUAGCGUACACUUCCGACCAUGCUUGUAGCCUGCCGGAGCUUCUGUGCGUUUCCAAACACCGCUUGUUACCACUUCGAGGAAGCCGCGGGGCACACAAGCGUACCGCUACAUAUUUGCCCCGCGUUAUUGAUGUCAGUCUUAGGGAUCCAGUAGCGGUUGGUGUUUCCGUGACCACUAUCAGGUGCUGCGUUUGA